CACAGGGCCCGUGCUUCCGAGGGGCUGCGGGGUCGGGAGACCGGGGACACCCAGGGGUGUGGCGGCGGCGGAGCCGAGCCCGUCCGAGCCGGCACCUUCGGGCGUCCCUGUCCCACGUGACCGUCGCCUCCUCCCUCCCCCCUAGUCGCGCGCACGGGCCGGGCGUCUCGACUCCAGCGCGCGCUCGACUGGUCCCAGUCCCCGGGAGGAGAAGCGGAGGAGGGAGCGAGCGAGCGAAGCGGCCCGGGGGAGCGGGAGCGAGCGGCGGCUGCCGGGGCCGCCUGUGCACCGCGGCGAGGGUGGCGGUGGCCUGAGCAGCGCGAGUGUGAUGAGGCUGCCCUGCCUCGCUGCUCCGCUUGCCGCCAGCUGACAGCGCCUGCCCGCAGCACGCCCGGAGGGGAGCCGCGGGGCCGUGACCUUGGCCGAGGAGGGCGGACUGAUCAUCCUCACAAAGGAGGGACCAAGUUCUGGGUGAAAUGGCUCAGGGGAAUAAUUAUGGACAGACCAGCAACGGGGUGGCAGAUGAAUCACCGAACAUGCUGGUAUACAGAAAGAUGGAAGAUGUCAUAGCACGCAUGCAAGAUGAAAAAAAUGGAAUUCCCAUCCGCACUGUCAAAAGCUUCCUUUCCAAGAUACCUAGUGUCUUCUCUGGGUCAGACAUUGUUCAGUGGUUAAUAAAGAACUUAACUAUAGAAGAUCCAGUGGAGGCUCUCCAUUUGGGAACGCUAAUGGCUGCCCACGGCUACUUCUUUCCCAUCUCAGAUCACGUCCUCACACUCAAGGAUGAUGGCACCUUCUACCGCUUUCAAACACCCUAUUUUUGGCCAUCAAAUUGUUGGGAGCCAGAAAAUACAGACUAUGCUGUUUACCUCUGCAAGAGAACAAUGCAAAACAAAGCAAGGCUAGAGCUAGCUGAUUAUGAAGCCGAGAGCCUUGCCAGGCUGCAGAGAGCAUUUGCCCGGAAGUGGGAGUUCAUUUUCAUGCAGGCAGAAGCACAAGCAAAAGUGGAUAAGAAGAGAGACAAAAUCGAAAGGAAAAUUCUCGAUAGUCAAGAGAGAGCAUUCUGGGACGUCCACAGGCCUGUGCCUGGAUGUGUAAAUACCACAGAAGUGGACAUUAAGAAGUCAUCCCGAAUGAGAAACCCACACAAAACACGCAAGUCAGUCUAUGGUUUACAAAAUGACAUCCGAAGCCACAGUCCUACCCACACACCUACACCAGAAACCAAGCCUCCUACAGAAGAUGAGCUGCACCAACAGAUAAAAUACUGGCAAAUACAGUUAGAUAGACAUCGAUUAAAAAUGUCAAAAGUUGCUGAUAGUCUACUAAGUUAUACAGAACAGUAUGUAGAAUAUGACCCGUUUCUUGUGCCACCUGACCCUUCCAACCCUUGGCUCUCAGAUGAUACUACCUUCUGGGAACUUGAAGCAAGCAAAGAACCAAGUCAACAGAGAGUAAAACGAUGGGGUUUUGGCAUGGAUGAGGCAUUGAAAGACCCAGUUGGAAGAGAGCAGUUCCUUAAGUUUCUAGAAUCAGAAUUCAGCUCAGAGAACUUAAGGUUCUGGCUGGCAGUGGAGGACCUGAAGAAAAGGCCUAUCCGAGAAGUACCCUCUCGGGUGCAGGAAAUAUGGCAGGAAUUUCUGGCUCCUGGGGCCCCCAGUGCCAUUAACUUGGAUUCCAAGAGCUACGACAAGACCACACAGAGCGUGAAGGAACCAGGAAGAUACACAUUUGAAGAUGCUCAGGAGCACAUUUACAAACUGAUGAAGAGUGACUCCUAUCCCCGCUUUAUAAGAUCUAGUGCCUACCAGGAACUUCUACAGGCAAAGCGAAAGGGCAGAAACAUCCCUAUUUUCCCAUGCCAUAAAAACUGUACACCAACACUGAGGGCCAGCACUAACCUGUUAUGAAAAGAGGGGAAAUCUCUCACAUCCAAGAGGUUAACAAGCCUUGUUCAGUCUUACUAAAAGGAUCGUCUUGGUGACACGAAAGCUGAACGGAGCCAUCGCCCAUACUUUGUAGCCCAUUGCUGUUACCUGGAGCCGAGGACAUUAGACCGAGAUGUUGCAUGAACGAAGGACCUGAAUUGUUCUCUCCUGUGCGCACACUAAGGCAUCGCCACCACCAAGGGACUCUUCGCCACCCCAUUGCCUCCAUCUCCACCUGUCGUCUGCUUCCCUUGCCCCCCUUAUUAAGCUGGAUCUGUGUCUUUUUCCUUUUUAACCAGUUCAAGUGAAGUAAACUUUAUUUUCCCCCCUCCUCUCCUUUUCUUAAGCUUCCGCUAGAUACGCAGUUCACUGAGAAUUCAGUCAGUCACAAACUGGAAGAAUUGUAAAAGAAAAAAAAAGUAUAUAUCAAUAAGUAUACACAUGGCUUCACAUUUAUUAAAUAACAAAUUAGCACAGAAGGUGUCCUUCCACCCUUGUAUCCACCGUCUGUAACAAACGCCCGUCUUUGUCUGUUCUCUGGACAUUGUCUGUUCAUGUUUCCUGCGUUUAUUUUUAUACCAUAUUUAAAUGAGAAAACACCUUUUACUCCAAAUGUAUCAAAGUUGACCUCUUCUCUGUAAAUUUGUGUAUGUUUAUAUUGUUGUUUUAACUUUCAUUAAAAGAUGCAGAAU
This is a messenger RNA of Microtus oregoni (creeping vole), 2620 nucleotides long. It is a transcript of the gene Rgs7, whose product is annotated as regulator of G protein signaling 7. Gene Ontology annotation, biological process: intracellular signal transduction; regulation of G protein-coupled receptor signaling pathway; G protein-coupled receptor signaling pathway. The record is from RefSeq and is a predicted model, not a curated record. NCBI's taxonomy places the organism in Eukaryota, Metazoa, Chordata, Mammalia, Rodentia, Cricetidae. The transcript is spliced from 18 exons. The coding region runs from base 477 to 1910 and encodes 477 amino acids.